CAGAUCAUUUCAAUAAAUGACCAAACAAGAAAGGACCACCGUCACCAAUUGUCUAUACGAACAUAUUCCCUCUCAUCACUCCAAACUUUGUUUUCGGAAUCAACUAACACAGGCAUCAAAUUUUCGGACCAUUAUAUAUAUCGCUUCCCCAUAACUUCUUCCAAUUCUCGGAACCCAAGACGUAGUUUGCAUCGUCUAUCUAAAGCCCUCGUGCAAUAUUUCGUAGAAAAAUCAUUCAUUGACAUGAUUUCAGGACGUGGCAGAGGCAAGAUAAGGCCUCCACGAAGAAAUCCUAUAGGAGGAGACGAGUCUGGAGACUUUGAUACGCAAUGGGAAAUUCUUAAGUCCGCAUUACGUGAAAUUCAUCACCAGAAUGCCUCAACUCUAUCAUUCGAACAAAUCUAUCGAGCCUCGUACAAGCUAGUUCUCAAAAAGCAAGGUGGUCGACUUUACGACCAGGUUCAGAACUUCAAAAUAGAAUGGCUCCGGGAUGUCGUCAUGCCACCAAUUCGCGAGCUGAUGACUAAAUGCUCAUUUAACGUUGCGUUAAACGGCAUUUCAGGUGUUACUGUAAAUGAGAGAAGGCUUGCUGGUGAUAGGUUCCUUAAAUGUUUGAAGUCAUCUUGGGAAGAUCACCAUACUAGGAUGAAGAUGAUUGCGGAUAUGCUUAUAUAUAUGGACAGAGUUUACUGUGUAGACAACGGGAAACCUCACAUAUUCAUUUCUUCGAUUGGUUUAUUUCGAGACCAUAUAUUGAGAUCAUCACUUGCGAUAAACGGACAAAACCUCACCACCUUCGACGUAUUGAAUUCUGUUCUUCUAGACCAAAUCAGCAUGGAAAGAGACGGUGAUAUAAUUAACAAGACACUCAUUCGAUCUUGUAUUGAAAUGCUAGAGAGCUUAUACGAGGAAAAUGAAGAGGUCGAAGAUAAAAAACUAUACUUAACUGGUUUCGAGGAAGCCUUCUUGAGCGAUACGCGACGGUUUUAUCAGAAAGAGUGUGAAAAGCUCCUUCGUAAUUCUGACACUAGCGUAUGGCUACGUGAGACUGCGAGAAGAUUAGAAGAGGAAAAGAAUCGUUGCCAAACAACGAUAUCCAUCUUAACUCAGCCGAGAGUGAUCAAGGUCGUCGAGACAGAAAUGAUAAGUGCUCGUUUGAUGGAAUUUAUUGCCAUGGAAGGAAGUGGAUUGAAAGCGAUGAUUGAGAAUGAUCGACUGAAGGAAUUGAAGACACUUUAUGACUUGGUAUCACGAGCAGAUUGCUCCAAAACUGCAUUGAGGGAUGCCCUCCAAAGUAGGGUGGUUGAACUUGGAUCAGAAAUUAACAAAGUUGCUUUCGACAUACCUGACGUGGUAAUCCCAGAUGAGAGUAAUGAAGCUGUAAACAAAUUAGAUAGGACAAAGGCUUCCUCGAAGCAUUUCAUGGCAAAUAAACAAACAGUCACCGCAAUUCGAUGGGUUGACCAGGUACUAAAAUUAAAAGAUAAGUUCGACAAAAUUUGGGCCGAAUGCUUUGAUCAAGAUCUUAUCGUUCAAACUGCUUUAUCAAAUAGUUUUUCUCACUUCAUCAACUUGUUUCCCAGAUGCUCAGAAUAUUUAUCUUUGUUAAUUGAUGACAACUUAAAAAGUGGAGUAAAGGGAAAAACCGAGACGGAAAUUGACAGUAUUCUAGAUAAAGCGGUAAUACUGCUUCGAUAUAUUCAAGACAAAGACAUUUUUGAGCGGUAUUACAAGAAACAUCUUGCUCGAAGGCUUCUACAUAAGAAGUCUGAGAGCGGUGAUAUCGAAAAACAGAUGAUAUCGAGAAUGAAGCAAGAGAUUGGAAAUACAUUUACAUCUAAGCUCGAGGGGAUGUUCAGGGAUAUGACAUUGUCAGAUGAACUAUCAUCAGGAUACCGCUCAUAUACUGAAAAUAACAAAGGUUCGAAGAAAAGUAAAGUUGACCUUGGAAUUAUUGUAUUGACAACGAACUUUUGGCCGGUAGAAUCUAUGGGCGGUGGAGGCACAAGUCGUGAAAAUGGUGUUUUUUCAUCAUGCAUAUGGCCCAAGGAGAUUCUCGAAAUACAAGAAUCUUUUAAGGCUUACUAUCUCAAGGAACGGAAUGGUAGGCGUUUGACAUGGCUAGGAUUUCUAGGCAGCGCAGAUAUUCGCUGUUAUUUUCCCCCGAUUCCAGGAAAAGAAGGAUCUCUCAGCCGCGAGCGGCGCUACGAGCUCGUUGUAUCUACGUACGGUAUGCUCGUACUGCUACUUUUCAAUCGCAUUUCCGUUGAUGAAACUUUAUCAUUUGAGGAAAUUCAAGAGCACACCAAGAUUCCAGUAUUGAAUCUUUCUCGUAUUUUAUACACACUUUCUGCUCUUCCAAAAUGCAGAAUAAAAGUACCUGUUAUGGUUGGCGGGGGUGUUAACAAGAUUGAAGGUGAUGAUGAACGUAAAGAGACUGAAGGUCGAAAUGAUGAACAUCGAGGAAAUGUUAUUGAUACUGUCAUAGUUCGCAUAAUGAAGUCCCGAAAAAAAUUGGCACAUCAAGCCCUUGUCACUGAAGUCAUUGGCCAGCUUUCUUCACGCUUCAAACCUGAUAUCUCUUUAAUGAAGAGAAGAAUUGAAUCACUCAUUGAGAGAGAGUAUUUAGAGCGAGUAGAAAAUUCGCCCGUGCCAACAUACUCGUACAUGGCUUAA
Blumeria graminis f. sp. triticale is the source of this 2676-nucleotide messenger RNA. The record is from the annotation of a GenBank genome assembly. Lineage: Eukaryota; Fungi; Ascomycota; Leotiomycetes; Helotiales; Erysiphaceae.